CUUGGCAUCCUCCAGCUGACAUCCACUCCCAGCAUCCGCACCUCCGACUUCGGCUGACUUCAGCCGGCGGAACGGCAAGAGCGUCAUCGCCUCGGCCCCUCACUUCAUCUCGAUAAGCGAAGUCUGGACUUUUGAGCCUUGACGCUCCUCGACGUGUUUGUCGCCCACUGCAUGUUUGAUCCAGAAGUGACACGCAGAGUAUCAAGCCAGCAGAAUGUCAUUUACUCGCUCAUACACCCCCGAAUGGCUCGUCGAGAUCUACGCGCGAGCCUCUCGCAACAAGUCUACCUUCUUCCUGGGUGUCUUGUCCGGUCUCACACUCUCGCUAGCCUCGCUCUCUACAGCUCUCAUAGCUUCGCAGCUGCGGGAUGCACGGAGAAGGGAGAUCCAAAGGAGGUUGAGACUUGCUGCUGCGAGGAGGGAGAGGGGUGCAAACGCCGGUCAAAGGUCGAAGAGACGACGGAGAAGGAGAAGAUCGGCAAGUGGCUUACAAUCUGAUGAGUGGGAGCAGGAAGAUACUGGCAGCUCUGGGUAUAGCAACGAGAGCAGCAAUGAAAGCGACGACAGCGAAGAGGAUGACAGUCGUGACAGCUGGGUGGACAUUGAGGUGAAGAAUGGACACGUGGUCAGAGGUGUGGAAGGUCUGAUAGGAAACACGCCCUUGAUGCGCAUCAAUUCUCUUUCCGAACUGACGGGCUGCGAAAUCUUGGGCAAGGCCGAAUUUCUGAACCCUGGCGGCUCGCCCAAGGAUCGGGUAGCGCUUCAAAUUCUUCAAGAUGCCGAGGCGGCCAGGCUAUUACACCCACAUACGGGCAGCUGCAUUUUUGAAGGGACAGUAGGCUCGACAGGAAUUUCGCUAGCCACUUUGGCAAAAGCCAAGGGAUACAGAUGUAGCAUCGUCAUGCCUGACGACGUCGCCCUCGAAAAAAGACAGCUAUUGAAGUGCUUGGGAGCUGAAAUCACGUUGGUCAGACCUAGAGGCAUUGCGGAUCCUAAGCACUUUGUCAACGAGGCUAGGAAGCUAGCCAAGGCAUUUGGCAUGACGAGCAUCAAGGGCGAUGCUGCGGAGAAUCGGUCGAGCCGCAAAGAACAAGAUCUAGUCGUAUCUUCGAAAGCCAAAGGCGGUGCGUCUGAAGACCCGGACGCACUAGAAGAACGACCGAGGGGUUUCUUCGCAGAUCAGUUUGAGUCGGAAUCCAAUUAUCGCGCGCACUACCGCGGAACUGGACCAGAAAUUUGGAGGCAGACCGGCGGCUUCGUGUCUGCGUUCGUCUGCGGAGCAGGGACUGGCGGAACGCUUUCGGGUGUGUCCACAUACCUGAAGCGGCGCGACGCCAAAGUCCGAAUAGUGCUAGCCGAUCCUCAAGGCUCUUCACUGUUCAACAGAGUCAAGUACGGCGUUCUUUAUAGUUCGACAGAAGCUGAAGGGACCAGACGACGUCACCAAGUGGAUACAGUAGUAGAAGGCAUCGGUCUGAAUCGACUGACUCGCAACUUCUCGCACGGCCUGAACGACGAUGCUGUAGACGAUGCCGAAAGGGUAACCGACCAGGAAGCUGUGAAGAUGAGCAGAUUUAUCGCUAGGCACGAUGGCUUGUUCCUCGGCAGCUCUAGUGCUGUCAAUCUUGUCGCUGCGGUCAGGACGGCAGUCAAGCUCAAACAGCAGACGAAGCAUCAGCAAGAUCACUCCUCUUCAUCUUUCAGUGCAAGGCUUACAUUCGCCUUUCCAAUGCUAGGCAGUGGAAGUACGACCGCGCAGAGCCCAGGGGCAUCUCACACGUAUCAGGGCAGCUCACAGUCGUACGACUACAACUCCAGCAUCUACGCUCCCGAAGAGGGAGAAGGACAAAGAGCUGGACUUGCGCAAAAUGCCCCAGUGGUGGUUACGAUCCUGUGCGAUAGCGGAUCCAGGCAUCUGAGUCGCUUUUGGAACGACGAAGCCCUCCGAGAACUGGGACUGAAUCCGGAGGAUGAAGACAUUGCAGAGAUGCUUCAAACGGGCACCACGUCGCCCCUCUGA
Molecule: messenger RNA, 2020 nt
Organism: Ceraceosorus guamensis
Lineage: Eukaryota; Fungi; Basidiomycota; Exobasidiomycetes; Ceraceosorales; Ceraceosoraceae
Product: PALP-domain-containing protein
Exons: 4
Coding region: 215-2020 (601 amino acids)
Cellular component (GO): cytoplasm
Molecular function (GO): cysteine synthase activity
Source: RefSeq, a predicted model, not a curated record